UGGGUUCUGUGUAACACAAUAUUGUGCAAUUUUUGAACAAAUAAGAAUGGCAAAAUUUGCUAAAUCCUCUAUCAAUUGGGUAGAAAUGGAGAAGAAAGUUGCCUUAAACCAAAAAGCCCAAUACAUGGCUUUCAAAGCCAAAUCUGAUAGCUAUUUGAGAAAAGUCCAAUCGUUUCCCGAGACGCCUCCACCGAUUGACUGGGAGUUGUACAAGAAGACCGUGCCCGUGGAGGGGAUGGUGGACAUGUUCAGGCAGUGCUACCAGCAGCUGAAGGUGCCCUACCCUCAGGACACGCAGACGGCACAGAUAGAAGAACAAUGGAAACAGGUGAAGGAGGAAAUACAGAAAUACAAAACGGAACGGAACGUGGAGAUUGCCGCGGCAAAGAAGGAGCUGGCGCGGAUUGCGGCUUUACCGAAAUUCGACGACAUGACGAUGGAAAUGUUUUUCGAGUUGUACCCUGACAUGGCUCAGGACUUCGUGGCUUGCCCCACCUUCUGGCCCCACACCCCUGAGGAACAGCCCAACUUCGACCUCGCCAGAUAUGAUAAGAAAACCCCUAAAGAAGACAAGACUCCCCCUCCUAUGGCUAAACCAGAGGAACCACCAAAGGGAUUACGAGGAAAACCUGGAAUGGUGGUGUUUUGAUUAGUUUAUUAUUAAAUAAACUGUUUUGAGCUAAUAA
Plutella xylostella (diamondback moth) is the source of this 686-nucleotide messenger RNA. Its product is annotated as ATP synthase subunit d, mitochondrial. The record is from RefSeq and is a predicted model, not a curated record. Lineage: Eukaryota; Metazoa; Arthropoda; Insecta; Lepidoptera; Plutellidae. Gene Ontology annotation, biological process: proton motive force-driven ATP synthesis. Gene Ontology annotation, molecular function: proton transmembrane transporter activity.